GUUUAUUGCUGAUAGCGGACGAAAGCGGAUGCCUGAGAUUUCAGAGAAUAAAGCCGCAGACGGGGUUUGUUGUGUAUUUAGUGGUAUAGAAACAUAAAGUUGGCGGACAGGUGUUAUUUUUAAGAUACAUUUUCUAUUCCUGUGGUCUUUAUUACUUUAUUAGUCUUUACUGAGCGGCCGUUAGCGUCUGAAGCUGUAGCAGACCGUUAGCCGCUAGCUAACAAGGAGACAGGAUGUGAAUGAAUCCGGACGGGACCAGCAGCCAGUCAGUCAGUCACACCCCUGUCUGGGAACAGCUGAGGAAGGUUUUAGCUCAGCAGGACGCAGUAACUGUCUCUCUCUUCUCCACAAUGUCUCCCACUAACACGUGUUAGCAUCUAGCCGCUGGAUUUAAGUGAAAGCGUGGACUUAUUAUGGCCGACUCGUCAGCAUCAUGGCCCGGACAGAGGUGAUAACCCACACCAGGCUGUGUGCUGCAGAUCCAGCCUCCCUCCGCGGCUAGCCGGAACACACCCAUCCAGACCCCGCAGCCUCCCGGACGCGUCAGCGGCCAGCGUGGAGCGAUGAGCUCUCCGGUUUACACGUUCGUUAGCCGCGACGACAACAGCACCAUUUAUGCUGAAGUGUCUAAAAUGCUGCUGGCCACCGGCCACUGGAAGCGGCUGAAAAGAGACAAUCCCCGGUUCAACCUGAUGCUCGGGGAGCGGAACCGGCUGCCAUUCGGACGCCUUGGCCAUGAACCAGGACUGGUGCAGCUGGUGAACUACUACAGAGGAGCAGACAAGCUUUGCAGAAAGGCAUCGCUGGUCAAGCUAAUCAAGACCAGCCCGGAGCUGUCCGACUCCAGCAGCUGGUUUCCAGAGUCCUACAUCAUCUACCCCACGAACCUCAACACCCCUGUAGCUCCAGCUACCAACGGCAUCAGUCACCUGAAGAGCAAUCCCAAAACGGAUGAGCGGGAGGUUUUCUUGGCCUCGUACCACACCAAAAAGGAAAGUGGAGAGGGAAGCGUGUGGAUCGCCAAGUCUUCUGCUGGUGCUAAAGGAGCUGGUAUUCUGAUAUCACACGAUGCAAAUCAGCUGCUGGACUACAUUGACAAUCAGGGACAGGUUCAUGUCAUCCAGAAGUACCUGGAGAAACCCCUGCUGCUGGAACCCGGUCAUCGCAAGUUUGACAUCAGGAGCUGGGUGCUGGUGGACCAUCAGUAUAACAUCUAUUUGUACCGGGAGGGCGUGCUGCGGACCUCGUCGGAGCCCUACAACAGCGCGGACCUCCAGGACAUGACCAGCCACCUGACCAACCACUGCAUCCAGAAGGAGCACUCCCAGAACUACGGCCGCUACGAGGAGGGCAACGAGAUGUUCUUUGACGAGUUCAGGCUGUACCUGCUGAACACCCACAACGUCACCAUGGAGACAACCAUAUUACCUCAGAUCAAACACGUCAUAAAGAGCUGUCUGUCCUGCAUCGAGGCGGCGAUCAGCACCAAGCACCUCUCCUACCAGAGCUUCCAGCUCUUUGGGUUUGACUUCAUGGUCGACGAGAACUUCAAAGUGUGGCUCAUCGAGAUCAACGGCGCUCCGGCCUGCGCCCAGAAGCUCUACCCAGAGUUGUGUCAAGGCAUCAUCGACGUGGCCAUCUCCAGUGUCUUCGCUCUCAACAGUGACUCCUCGUCUGCGUCUUCCUCGCCUUACUCCUCCUCCCCUUCUUCCCUCUUCACCACCAACUCCUGCUCCUCCCCUAAGCUGAGGGGGCCCCUGCACGUGGGUCCUUUCACUCGCCUCUAGGGACAACCCACUCUCCUGUCUGCUGGACGCGUCGCCCGCCAUCCAUCCAAACUCAUAACCUGCACCUGAGAGGAGAAGCACACCUGGAGACACUUGGUCUAGACCUUCUUUUUACAGAGCUGGUUAAAGUGCAGAGAAGGCGGUGUGAGGAUGGUGGGAGUGGAUCAGAAAACACUCCGUGGGCUUUCUGAAUGAAGCCAGGUGGGUCCCCUGGUUGUGGAUGAAGGAAGGAAGCUGAGAUGAGACUUACUGUGCCUUACGUUUCCCGCCGCCCCCCCUCAGACUGCCACUAAAGAUCGCUGUUAUUGGCUCUGGUUGUAUAAGCCCCUCCCCCGUAUUGUUGCUACACUUGAUCAACACCCACAACAUGGCUCCACUAAAGAAAUAACAGUGACCAGAUGAUGUGAUAUAUUUAACGUAUUGAACUACAUGUAGUUUUACUCGUAUCGCAUAAAAGAGCGGUUCUACCCAUUUGAUGGUUCUUCUUGAAGUUUAACUCGACAGCUAAGACACUACAUAUUUAUUUUAAAGGGAGCCAGGAUGGAAAUUCAAGUAGGAUCAUCUGUUUUUUUCUCGUCCAAGACCCAUUUUAAGUUUCUUACAGUGGCACUCCUUGGGCAUAUAACACCCUGGUUCAGUAUCUCUGUAACCUUUAAAACUCUCUAUGAAGGCUGCCUGCAGGGAAAAAAUCCAUUGUGCAAAAUUCUGCAACUUAUUUAACUAAAGAAGUUUUUUUAAAUUAAUUUAAAGUAGCUGUAAGUAAGAUAUUUACUGCAAAAUCAACCUAAAUCAUUCCCAUUUCUCUCCAGGGAUGGAAGUACCAUUCCCUAUAAACAAUCGGUCCUCUCCAUCAACAAUGUCUUUGUCACGAUUUUCCUCCUUUUAAACCUAGAGGUACGGUCUGGAACCACUUGGGUUCAGAGAGUAGCUCAGUGUUUACUUCCUGGUUCCUCAACCAAUUAUAUGAGAGUUCCCACGGUCCCUAAAACAGAGCCCAGCAUUUGGUAUUUUAUUUUGGCUAAAGAGCAGCAGCCUGCAAACAUGGACACCAGCAAGAGAAGCAGGAAUAGAACAGAAUACAACAUCAUAGACCCUGUGAUGGUAAAAAUUCAGUGGACUUUCACAGCAACAACACAUCGUUGAGUAAACGGCUGUUCUCUAUGAAAGGUAUUGUGCAUGUGUCAUUAUUACUUAUAGCUCCUCUAGGUUUGCUAGAGACAAUAUAUGAAGAUCAGCUCCUAACAUUUGUUUGUUUUAAGUCCUCAUAGCGAAACCUGUUUCCCUCUGUUUAAAUUCUCCAUAAUCGUGUGUGACUGCGAGCAGCAAACCGGGGUUCUUGCACAUCACAGAGGGGCUUACUCCUUGCUCUGUGCGUCUGAGGGGAUUUCUGGACAAUAAAACAUUUUCUUUUCUUCAAAUGAGCUCUCUCGUCACCCCCAGUAAGUUACCACCCUGGGUGGCAGCUCAGAUCGACCACAUCAAGUUCUGCCACUGCAGCUCCAAGGUCCCAGUCUUCUUAAUGGCUGAGAAGAAAGAUCAGAGCACCUUGUAGGAGAAGUAGCCAGUAUUAAAGUGUUUUAAACAUAUUUUCUGUUUUUUAAAGAGCAUGUUUGUGGAAAAGCAUGUAGCAUUCAGCUCUCCUGCAGAACACCUGUAGAACAGACGGGACUGUUUUAUGGCUCUGGUGUAGUUGUAUGAACCUUCAGGGUGUUGGUUAUGCUUGAAAGCAGUCGGAGCUGAAGUAGAAUAGGUUGAUCAGAAACUCUUAUUAUUUAAAACCUUUAAGGAUCCUCUGAAACUGCUGUGACUGAAAUACGUAGACUGACUGAGAACCUGCAGAGAACUUUGUGGUAAAACCUCGAUCAGCAGAGGUCGGCGUAUAACAGUACAUGUCCAUUUCCUUGGCUCCUUCUACUGUUUUUAGUUUAGAUUAAUCUGUGAUCAGUAGAGACUGUAGAGUCAUAAUUGUCACGUUUUGUAGUUUUGUUGUGUUUUUUUUCCAUUUUUGGCCAGCUGGCUCAUUUUCCUCUGUUUUAACAUCUGAUCAGAGGCAUCAUGUUGGGCUCCCCCUACUGUUACAAAGGGAAACAGUUUCUCCAAAGGUUAUUUGUCGUGAUUUUUUUAGUAACAUUUUCAUUUCAUAGGAAUUCAAGCUUGUAGUUUGAUUACUUUUGAUGAGUUAAGAAAUGUUUUCAGUAUCAUGAAAGACAGAAACAAAGAAGUUGUGACAUUUUGUCUGACACCAAACACCCAUCCAAUAGAAAAGCAAUUUAUUUUCAUGAGAUGACACUUUAUACAGUAAUUGAUCCCAGGAGGAGAAGAAAACGAAUUAGUACACUACUUUUCAUUUGGCUCAGGCCCCAAGAAAGAAAAAUUGAUGCUGCUGCAGCUAAUUAUCAAUAAAAACUUACCUGAUAAAUGUUAUGCUGACAUCUGGUGUGGUCUGGCUGUUGACUCCCUGUCGUAGCCGUGCAAUGAACUGUGUUGUGUCGUCUUUUCUGAACUUUGAGUUGUUUCUGAUAAGCGUUUUAAAAUUGCUUAUUCACCUUAAAAAUCAGUGAAAAGGCAGGUUUGGGUUUAACAUAGUUUCUUUUCAGAUGAAAUAUGCCUUUUAGUCACUGUGUUUUUAAUAUCUGCGAAACCUUUAGAGGGAAUUUCAGUCAAAUAAAAAUAAAAAGUCAACUUUAAAAAGCAGCUUUGAGGUAACUACAAAAAAACACCAUGAUGUCAGUUUAUUUUCUAUGUUAAGCAUAUUUUAUCACGCUGUUUCAUGCAUUUUGUCUGAUUUCUACCAAAGAUUAAAUUGUGUCAUGCUGUCUUGUCUUACGGAUGAUCAAAGAAACAAACCUGGUGGUGUUUGCUGUUUUUUUUUCUAAUGUAAUGUUUAGUUUUAAACUUUGCCUGAACAUCUGUCUUCAUGAGGAACAGUGUGAGAAUAAAACUCCUUUCUUUAAUCAAA
Molecule: messenger RNA, 4746 nt
Organism: Fundulus heteroclitus (mummichog)
Lineage: Eukaryota; Metazoa; Chordata; Actinopteri; Cyprinodontiformes; Fundulidae
Product: tubulin--tyrosine ligase
Exons: 7
Coding region: 564-1787 (407 amino acids)
Biological process (GO): protein modification process
Source: RefSeq, a predicted model, not a curated record